This is a messenger RNA of Salvia miltiorrhiza (redroot sage), 1258 nucleotides long. RefSeq names its product GRF1-interacting factor 2-like. The transcript is spliced from 4 exons. NCBI's taxonomy places the organism in Eukaryota, Viridiplantae, Streptophyta, Magnoliopsida, Lamiales, Lamiaceae. The record is from RefSeq and is a predicted model, not a curated record. Gene Ontology annotation, molecular function: transcription coactivator activity. Gene Ontology annotation, cellular component: nucleus. Gene Ontology annotation, biological process: positive regulation of transcription by RNA polymerase II; cell population proliferation; leaf development. The coding region runs from base 402 to 974 and encodes 190 amino acids.
AGUAGUUUCUCUUUGGUCCCUUACUUUUGCUAAUAUUUUCUACGACCCCAUUAAGAAAAAGGAACUGCGCUCGACUCCCCAGAACUUUUCCUUUUUUCAAAGUCAAUAUUUGCAAAAUAAAGAAAUGAAAUCUAAUCCGAGGAUAAAAAGGACCGAAGAGGAAGAAGGAUAGCAAGCUGCGCAAAAGUAGGAACAUAGUAUAGUAGCCUAAUUUAGAAUGCGAAUCUCCCAAAUACUAUAAAAGUUCAGCGCUCAAGAAUAGCAAUCCUCUUCCUUCUUCGGCUAAUUCAGAAAUUUUUCGAUUUCAUUGCUCCCGAAAUCCCAAAUUUAAGGUUAGUUAUCAAGGGAAUCAGGAAGGAUUCAGCUAAAAAAUUGUAUAAAGAGCCGUAAAUUACUGACAAAUGCAGCAACAGGCGCCGCAGACAAUGAAUCAAGCUUCACCGGCGGCGAUUAAUGUCGUCUCCACCGAGCAGAUUCAGAAGUAUUUGGAUGAGAACAAAAAUCUGAUUGUGGCGAUACUGGAGAAUCAGAAUAUGGGGAAAAUAGCAGAGUGCGCUAGGUACCAAGCUAUCCUUCAGAAAAAUUUAAUGUAUUUAGCUGCUAUUGCUGAUGCACAGCCUCCAGGAUCCGGAAUGCCUUCACAGCUUCCUAACAGUUUAGUCGCAACCCAAGGAACUACCCCGGGACUACAAAGCCAGAUUCCAAUAGUGCAGCAGCAGCAGCCCGGUGCUGCUGUUGCAAAGUCACCCUUUCAGCUCAAUGCCCUCCGGCCUCAAGACCAGCAGAAUCAACUACUCCAGUUCCAGCAGCAACUGCCAGCUCAUUUCGGUCUUGGAGGGGGUGCCAACGGCUUGCAACUACCCGGGAUUGGCAGUUCAAUGGGCUUUCAAGGAAGCCAGCCAGGUAUGCUGGAGGGUGUGUCUGGUGAUAACCAAGGAAACUCGGGUUUUGGACCCGCAGAGGGUCGAGAAUGAUAUUGUUGAGGCUUGCUUCCCUUUCCGUGGUGGCUGUAUCGAACUUGAUAGUACCUUUCCUCGGUGAAGUCAUAACCAAGGAGUAUUAUUUAGAGGUUUAGAUGUAGGUUUCUUGCAGAAUGAUGCUUCUCAAAAGUUGAGGCAUGCAUGUUGUCUCGAUUGCAUACUAGUGGCGAGAGGAAGACUGACACGAGUUACAUAGCUAGAGAUAGAGCUCUAGUUUUUAGUUACGUAUAUGCUUUUUGCAAUGGACGCGCAACGCAAUUAUAUUCUGAAAUUUGUCA